AUGCCAGAGGCUCAGGACAAGUUUCCUCUUCAUACUGCAGCUCGCGAGGGCAAAGUAUCUAUCGCAGAAACCAUACUCAAGACGGAACCCAAGCUGGCUGUACGAGAAGACGAUGACGGCAGACUUCCCAUACACUGGGCCGCGUCCUCCAACUGCAUCGACAUCGUCAUCCUACUUACGCAGAGUCGUAGCUUUGACCCUGAUGUCCAAGAUGGCAGCGGCUGGACGCCACUGAUGAUCUCUGCAAGCCUCAAAGAUGGCGAGGAUCUCGUCAAUUUAUUUCUCCAAAAGGGCGCCGAUGUCAACCUGAAGAACCAUAACGGACAGAGUGUUAUGCACUUUGUGGCAUCAAAAAACAACUUAGACGUCGCGAAAAAGCUUCUCAACCACGAACCGCCCGCAUCCACCAAGAUCCGCGACAAACGCAGCCAGUAUGCCAUACACAGGGCUGCUGCCGUAGGCUCAGUUCCGAUGGUGGCACUUCUGAUCAAACACGGGAGUCCCCUCAAUGCCACCGACGCCUCUGGCUACACUGCCCUGCACCACGCUGUUGCUGAGGGCCACGCAGUAGCUUUACUAAAAGCUGGCGCCGUGAUCAACAAAAAGGACAAUGAUGGGUGUCUACCUCUAGAUUUGGCCCCUGAUAAAGAGGUCCGCCGGUUCAUUGAACGCGCUGCCGAGGAGGAGGGCAUAGAGCUAUGA
Molecule: messenger RNA, 702 nt
Organism: Colletotrichum fioriniae
Lineage: Eukaryota; Fungi; Ascomycota; Sordariomycetes; Glomerellales; Glomerellaceae
Source: RefSeq, a predicted model, not a curated record